AUGGAAAGAAGAAUCUAUGAAGCAGCGAUAGAGGGGAAUAUAAUUUCGUUGCUUAACUUGCUUCAAGAGGAUGCUCUAAUUCUUGAUAGAAUUACUGUGAGCUGUUACGGAGAGACACCUUUGCACCUAGCUUCCAUGCUUGGUCAUGCAGAAUUUGUGCAGGAAAUUCUUGGUCGAAAGCCUGAGCUAGCCGGAGUGUUUGAUUCCCGUAAAUCAUCACCAAUUCACUUAGCAACUUCAAAAGGGUACUUAGAUAUAGUUAAAAUAUUGGUAUCAGUUAAUCCUGAAAUGUGCUUUGUUCGUGAUCGUGACGGAAAAAACCCAAUACAUAUUGCAGCCAUCAAGGGUCGUGUUAGUGUCAUAAAAGAGUUGGUUAAAGGGAGACCUAAUGCGGCUCGAAUGUUGACGGAACGAGGUGAAACAAUUUUACAAGCCUUCGUGAGGUUUGACCAGCUGGAGGCAAUGGAGUUCUUGGUGGAAGCAAUAAACGAUCAUGAGUUUAUGAAUUCUGAGGAUGAUGAUGGAAACACUAUUGCAUCUAGCGGUGGCAGAAAAACAAGUUGA
Molecule: messenger RNA, 564 nt
Organism: Pistacia vera
Lineage: Eukaryota; Viridiplantae; Streptophyta; Magnoliopsida; Sapindales; Anacardiaceae
Product: ankyrin repeat-containing protein BDA1-like
Exons: 1
Coding region: 1-564 (187 amino acids)
Molecular function (GO): protein binding
Source: RefSeq, a predicted model, not a curated record